AUGCCAUUCGCCGCCCUCCGCCCGCUGGUGCGCCCAGCCUCGCUGUCCUCCAUCCUGCGCGCCACCACCUUCACGCCGCUCACCACCCUCACCCGCGCCUUCUCCGCCUCGGCCCCCGCCAGCGCGACCUACAGCCAAGUGCGGCGCGGGUGCCGCAAGCCGCAGCCCGCGCGCAAGCUGACGUCGCCGCAGCUCAAAGACCGCCCGGAGAUGAAGGGCGUGUGUCUGAAAGUCGGCACGACCAAGCCCAAGAAGCCCAACUCGGGCGAGCGCAAGAUCGCCCGUGUGCGCCUGUCCAACGGCCGCGCCGUCACCGCCUACAUCCCCGGCGAGGGCCACAACGUCCAGCAGCACAGCGUCGUCCUCGUGCGCGGUGGCAGGGCCCAGGAUUGUCCCGGUGUGAGGUACAAGCUCGUGCGCGGUCCGCUCGAUCUGGGUGGUGUCGGUAACCGCUUGACUGGCCGCUCCAAGUACGGCACCAAGAAGCCCAAGACGACGUAG
Aplosporella prunicola CBS 121167 is the source of this 501-nucleotide messenger RNA. RefSeq lists its product as uncharacterized. The transcript is spliced from 2 exons. Gene Ontology annotation, biological process: translation. Gene Ontology annotation, cellular component: small ribosomal subunit; ribosome. The record is from RefSeq and is a predicted model, not a curated record. NCBI's taxonomy places the organism in Eukaryota, Fungi, Ascomycota, Dothideomycetes, Botryosphaeriales, Aplosporellaceae. Bases 1 to 501 code for a protein of 166 amino acids. Gene Ontology annotation, molecular function: structural constituent of ribosome.